GGUCCAAGUCUGUGUGGAGUGUGAGACACCCCAGGUGACAGCUCAACUCAAUUCUACAUCGACCAGCACAGACCAAGCGACUGAAGAUGGUUUGGGAAGGUGGAAUUGAGCCUAAUGGCACGGAGGGAAAGAACUUCUACAUCCCUAUGUCCAACAGGACUGGGAUUGUUAGAAGUCCUUUUGAAUAUCCUCAAUAUUAUCUGGCCGAUCCUAUCAUGUUCAAGCUCCUGGCUGUCUACAUGUUCUUCCUCAUCUGCACUGGAACUCCCAUCAACGCUCUCACAUUGUUCGUAACAGCUCAGAACAAGAAGCUCCGGCAACCUCUGAACUACAUCCUGGUCAACCUGGCCGUGGCUGGACUCAUCAUGUGCUCCUUCGGAUUCACCAUCACCAUCACAUCUGCUGUUAAUGGAUACUUCAUUCUUGGAGCAACUGCCUGCGCUGUCGAGGGAUUCAUGGCCACACUUGGAGGUGAAGUUGCUCUCUGGUCCCUGGUCGUCCUGGCUGUUGAGAGAUACAUUGUCGUCUGCAAACCCAUGGGAAGCUUCAAGUUCACUGGCACCCAUGCAGGAGCUGGAGUUGCUUUCACCUGGAUCAUGGCUAUGGCUUGUGCUGCCCCUCCAUUGGCUGGCUGGUCCAGGUACCUUCCUGAGGGCAUGCAGUGCUCAUGUGGACCCGACUACUACACUCUGGCCCCAGGCUUCAACAAUGAGUCAUACGUCAUGUACAUGUUUGUUGUUCACUUCUUCAUCCCUGUCUUCCUCAUCUUCUUCACCUAUGGAAGCCUUGUGCUCACAGUCAAAGCCGCAGCCGCCCAGCAGCAGGACUCUGCUUCUACCCAGAAAGCUGAGAAGGAAGUGACACGCAUGUGCGUCCUGAUGGUCUUUGGCUUCCUGGUAGCUUGGGUGCCAUAUGCCACUUUCGCUGGAUGGAUCUUCCUGAAUAAGGGAGCUGCAUUCACUGCCCUGACUGCUGCUAUCCCUGCCUUCUUUGCCAAGAGCUCUGCUUUGUACAACCCCAUCAUCUAUGUGCUGAUGAACAAACAGUUCCGUAACUGCAUGCUGACCACUAUUGGCAUGGGCGGCAUGGUGGAAGAUGAGUCCUCAGUUUCUACCAGCAAGACAGAAGUCUCCUCUGUCUCUUAAUCAUCAUAACAUGCUCAAACCUGUGGACAUUUUCUUUAAGAAUGGCUUCCAGAUUUUAACACAUCCCAUCAUGAAAGCUUUGCCAAAUGGAUACAAGGAUUUGAAAAAUGGACUGUGGACAAAGCACACAAAGGAACUCAAUUUCAUCUGUUAAUAUGUGUAAACCUCAAAAAUUACAUUGAAAUGCAUUUGCUGUGUAUGUUACCUUGCGCAGUUUUUGUGUGUGUAUGUACAGCAAGCUUGUGUGACUGAGUGAGUGUGACGGAAGUGUGUCUCAAUGUACAGCAUCUGGUGACACUAAAAAACACUGCAUCUCUAAAGUCAAACUGUAAAUUUGUUGAAAUGUGACAACUGUUUCUGCUCAUGUAAGUAUGUGGGGAGCAUUUGUUUUACUGGUCUGCCAGUUGUAUUAUUUUUAUGUAUUUUAUGAAAUGGAAAAAACAUAGAAUGAAGUAGUCAAUAAAUGCAUGCAUUGAAAAA
This is a messenger RNA of Sphaeramia orbicularis (orbiculate cardinalfish), 1625 nucleotides long. RefSeq names its product green-sensitive opsin-like. Gene Ontology annotation, molecular function: G protein-coupled receptor activity. Gene Ontology annotation, biological process: phototransduction; visual perception; G protein-coupled receptor signaling pathway. Lineage: Eukaryota; Metazoa; Chordata; Actinopteri; Kurtiformes; Apogonidae. The coding region runs from base 87 to 1145 and encodes 352 amino acids. Gene Ontology annotation, cellular component: membrane. The transcript has 5 exons. The record is from RefSeq and is a predicted model, not a curated record.